Molecule: messenger RNA, 439 nt
Organism: Meloidogyne enterolobii
Lineage: Eukaryota; Metazoa; Nematoda; Chromadorea; Rhabditida; Meloidogynidae
Source: the annotation of a GenBank genome assembly
AUGUUUCUUUGUGUUUUUCCGGAAACUUGUUUUUAUUUUCCGGAAUGUUUUUCUGAUUUUUAUUUCCACAUGUUUUAUAUUAUGUUUUCCGGAAUGUUUUGUAUUUUUAUGUUUUCCGGAAUGUUUUUAGUUUGUUCUGAUUUUUCCAGAAUGUUUGUAUGUAUUUUUUCUAAUGUUUUGUGUUUUCCUAUUUUCCAUAAUGUUUUUCCGGAAACUUAUUUUUGUUUUCCUGAAUGUUUUUUCUGGUGUUUGUUAUUUCCAGAAUGUUUUGUAUUUUUGUGUUUUCCGGAAAGUUGUAUUUGUUUUACAGUUUGUUUUAAUGUUUUUACCGCUAUCUAUGUUUUCCCUAAAUAUUUCGUUUGUUUCCUCAAGUUGUUUUACAAAAAAUGUUGUUGUUGUUGAUGUGAAUGUUUGGCAAUUUAAAUUAGGAGACUGUAGC